This is a messenger RNA of Trematomus bernacchii (emerald rockcod), 954 nucleotides long. RefSeq lists its product as uncharacterized. Lineage: Eukaryota; Metazoa; Chordata; Actinopteri; Perciformes; Nototheniidae. The transcript has 4 exons. The record is from RefSeq and is a predicted model, not a curated record. The coding region runs from base 65 to 727 and encodes 220 amino acids. Gene Ontology annotation, molecular function: zinc ion binding.
UUCCGGUUCAUUGAGUGGGCGCUUGUUAACAUCCGGUCUACGGUAGAGCGGGUAGAUAACAACUAUGAAGAUUGUCUUUGAGAACUGCUCACCCGUGGAGAUUGCAGUGGCAAAGUGUUCCUGUGUAGCUGGAACAGCACUCUGCAACCACAAUGUUGCACUGCUGUUCCAGACCGCACACUACUCCACACUCAACCUGGCUGCUGUACCCCCUGUCCUCAGCUGCACUGAAACAGAGCAGCGAUGGCACAAGCCAAGAACCAUGGGUGUGAAACCAGGCAGAGUGAGUGACAUGGUGUUCAUUUCCACUAAGCCAAAGCAGUUUACAGUUGCUGAUGGUGUAAGGAGUACACGUUACAAGGCCGUGCGGGGGGAGCUGCCAGACCCAGAUGUCCUCAAAGUCAGCGAGGUAUACAAGGACUUCUCAGCAGACAUCGCACCACUGAUCACCACCAUGGCUAUAAGUGUGGACGUGCCACUGGUUAACUCCACCUUUGGAAAAGUUCAGGAAGGUAGCCCUAUCUCAUACCAGCAUCCACUACCUCUUAGCCGGGUUAUAGUGCGUCACCCAGAUGCCCCUCCACCACCACCUCUACCUGUGGAUGGCUAUAGGCUGGAGCCUACUCCUACUCACAGGGAUGGAGUGGUGCGAUUUUGUCGUUUUUGCAGAGGAGGAUAUCCUUAUACAGCGUAUCUGCAGAGACUGCGAGGUGGCUACAACCAUUAGGGAGAAGGGAGAUUAUUUUUAUUUUUACAUGGACUGAUAUGCACUACACUACAUUAGUGUACCACACUACAUCACACAUUACUGAUCUAACAUGAAUAUUUUCCUGUAUAUAGUUCUUUCAAUUGCUAAAACCAGAACCAAGUGUGUUCUAUAAGUCAAAAAGAUCCUUUAGUCAAAGGACCUAUGUGAGGAAGAAAGGGGUGUUUAUUGGCAGACAUUUAAUGUCA